Molecule: messenger RNA, 1296 nt
Organism: Fulvia fulva
Lineage: Eukaryota; Fungi; Ascomycota; Dothideomycetes; Mycosphaerellales; Mycosphaerellaceae
Exons: 1
Coding region: 1-1296 (431 amino acids)
Biological process (GO): spliceosomal snRNP assembly
Source: RefSeq, a predicted model, not a curated record
AUGGGAAAGCGACGCAGGGAACGCGACAGACCCAAAGCAGGUCCCGAGGCCGCAUACGACCCAAACAAGCGAGUGCUGUUGAGCUAUGCAUCCGACGACGAGCAAGUCGAGGACGCGUCUGAGCAGAAGCAGAACGGCAGCAAUGACACUCCAGCCAUCGAUGCGCACGUCUCGAAUUAUCAAUUCGACGAGUACCCGCACGAGGACGACGAGGUCAAGCUGGGCGCCACGGAGGACACGGCAGACCCCGAGGAGCCGGCGCAGAGUAUAGCCCAGGGCGAGGAUGUAGAGGAGGCGGCUGGGCCUUCCAACAAAGAUGAAGAGUCGGAAGGGCGUGUCAGGCAGGAUCAUGUGACUGGUCAAUUCACAGCACUGGGGCCAGAUCCGGACGAGGAGUACGACAGCACAACGGAGGAAGCGAUGGCAUACCUCCGAGGCGUGCGAACAGAGCGACAAAAGCUGCCCGAAGUAUUGACAGCGAAUGGCCAAGUCCCUCACGACACGAAUGGCGAUGCCACAGCUGACGACCUCGAAGGUGACUACGACGAAGACGAAGGCUACUUUCUCGAGGAUGGGGGUUACGUGGGGGCUCCAACCAGCGAUACAGCUGUCGAAGACGAUCGCACCGACCCACAAAAGGCCUUCACUGCUGCACUGAGACAGCGCUUCCUCACGCAACGCAAGCAACUUCACUUACCCACGACAGCCGACGCACUUGCUGCGCUCGGCGAUGGUCGUCCAAUCUCGUUUCCGAAAGGUAACACCAAGGCCUAUGCAGAGUGGCAUCGCCUGCUUUCAUCGCAACAACCGAACUUGCCCCAGCUGAGAUCACUCGCGCAAGAGACUGUUUUCGAUCUGCUCGCACUGUUACAAAAGCACUUGAUGCGCAAAGACAAGAACAUCGACAGCAGUGCCAGUGCUUGGAUCUGGUCGCUCCUUGCCAGGCUUGACGAUGUCGGCAGCAUGUCGAACGAUCAGGUCUACCCGCUUCGAGAGUUUGGGAAGAGGGCACUGUUUUUGCAGCUGUCCUUCCUCAAGCCUGAGAUUGCUGCGCAGCUGGAGGCUGUUGGUCAGACUGGCGUAUCAACUGGCGACGAACAUGAGGAAUUGCAAGAGGCUGAGCUUGAUGAGGCGGACCGCUCGUCUGCUUCUACGCCUGCGAUUUCGCGCGACCUCGUCACCGAUAAUACGCUCGCGACCCUCGACACAAUCCUAGUCGUCAUUGGCGAGGUCUUCGGGCAGCGUGAUCUGCUGGACUUCAGACAACCUUGGGCGGUUGCUGCUGCGCCUACGUGA